Molecule: messenger RNA, 582 nt
Organism: Branchiostoma floridae (Florida lancelet)
Lineage: Eukaryota; Metazoa; Chordata; Leptocardii; Amphioxiformes; Branchiostomatidae
Product: beta-3 adrenergic receptor-like
Exons: 3
Coding region: 1-582 (193 amino acids)
Biological process (GO): G protein-coupled receptor signaling pathway
Cellular component (GO): membrane
Molecular function (GO): G protein-coupled receptor activity
Source: RefSeq, a predicted model, not a curated record
AUGAAUUUUUCAAACGCAUCCUUCACGACCAACGCGUCAGAUUCGGGGGUCUCUACGGCGACAUCGGCUGCGGCGCCGGGGGUCAUCAUCACCGUAGCCGUUCUGGCAAUUGUCGGCAACCUCCUGGUUCUCUCCGUGACAGCCAAAAGACAGACGUUCCCCUCCGCCACCCGACUGUUCGUCGCCUCCAUGGCCUUGUCAGACCUGAUCCAGGGCUUGGUCUUACCGGUCUUCGUGGAGCCUGCCCAGGCCGGGGAGUGGGUCUACUCGGACAGAGCUGCAAAGGCCACCGCAGCCAUAUUACUGUCCUCCAUCCAUCUUAGUGCUUUAGCUCUAGCAGGUCUGACCCUGGACCGGCACUACGCUCUGAGGAACGACGGAGUUGGCGUCUCUCGCAAGAAGGCCCGGAUCUUCCUCAUCUCAGCAUGGGUUGGGACAUACGCCUGUGUGUUCCACAAGUCCUUCCGGAGAGCUGUAAAGGAGAUAGCGACCUCCGUCGCCUCCUAUCUGUACGACAAGUGCUGUCCAAAAAAUCGUGUUGAUAAUGACGACCAACAGAACAUACAAAUGAGCUCCCUGUAA